UCCCUGGAAGGAGCGCGUGGCAAAUGUUAGCGCGUGGUGGCCGGUGGGCUCGGGAGUUGCUCUUUUGCAGGGGUCGGGGGCUAAGCGCUUGGCUGCGUUGCAAGUUCUGCAAGCCGGUCUGGUGCCUCUUUCUCGGAAGGAAGCGCCACUGAUCUAAAUGGGGCUCGCUUCCAAGAAAGGGCACCCAGCGACGUUGCGUUCCUAAAGAACUAGCCUGGGGAGUGAUCGUUAAAACCAGCUGUUUUCUCGUUUCCUUUAGAGCUCUCUCUACAUAGGCGUUAAAAAAUGUUAUCCCCCACCCAGGAACAGCAACGGACCCAGACUAAAUAUGAAGAGGAAUAGUAACCGGAUUGGCUGCUAAUUGAAGAAGUCGGAGAAUCAUCUAUUCAUCCCUCACAUUCUGCACCCUGUCUCUCAUCUGAGGUGUUAAUGGGGAUAAUCUGUUUUAUCACAACCCUGUCAAGUCAUUUAGACUGAAAGACAGGGGCUGCCAAGGCCAGGCCUGGUGCUUCCCAGGACAGCGAGGAUUUGAACUCAGAUCUUUCCAGCUCAGAGGCUGUUGGCCUCAGUUCUCAUCUCACGGGCUGUGUGAGUGUAUACUUUGCCCGUUGCAGACUUCCACUUAUGUUCUGGCGUGCCAUGGCUUCCUUGGAGCAGCUUGCUAUGGAGAGUGUCCGCUGGGCCUUUGCCUAUUCCUCCUGGGGCCCCUGCCGUGAGGACUGGCUGCUGGCCAUGCGCCUGGUUCAGCCAGAAGAGAAGGAGCGCAUUGGACAGUUUGUCUUUGCCCGCGAUGCCAAGGCUGCUAUGGCAGGUCGUCUGCUGAUGAGGAAAUUAAUUGUUGAAAAACUGAACAUUCCUUGGAAUGUGAUAGUGUUAGAAAGGACUUCAAAAGGCAAACCUGUCCUUGCAAAUGACUUACGCGGCAUCCAUUCCCCGUUCAACUUCAACAUCUCUCAUCAAGGGAAUUUUGCCGUCCUUGCAGCUGAGCCCAACCGUCAAGUUGGCAUUGAUGUAAUGAAGACGAGCUUGCCAGGAAGUGGUUCGAUUCCUGACUUCUUCCGCAUUAUGAAGCGGCAGUUUACAGAAGAAGAGUGGAGGGCGAUCACGUCCAUGCGUAAUGAAUGGCUUCAGUUGGAGAUGUUUCAUAGACACUGGACAUUAAAAGAGAGCUUCAUAAAAGCCAUUGGAGUUGGAAUAGGUUUCGAUCUUCAAAGGAUUGAAUUUAAUGUCUCCCCGGCACAGCUGGAAGUAGGAAGGACCUAUAAUGAGACAAUUAUGCUUCUGGAUGGCGAAGAAGAAAAGGACUGGACUUUCGAGGAAACCAGGCUGGAUGAUUGCCAUCACGUUGCAGUCGCUCUGGGAAAACCAGAGGGUUUUAAAGAGCAGCAUGCUGAGGUGCCUCGUAAGGAUGUGACCCAGACUGCAUUCACAGUGCUGGCUUUUGAUGAUUUAGUGGCGUCUGCUGUUCCUCUCACACCUGAAGAUCCUGCCUGCUGGGAUAACUUUUGUUCUAGGCAGGAUUCACCAGCCCGACAGAGUUCAAAUUCAAGAUAAGGUUGUUGACAAGAAAUGAAUUUGAGGGCACUGAAAGGCCACAUGCUGUGCCUUUACCAGCAGUCCAUUUGCAGGGGGCUGUAUACGUGGAAGGAGGGGAUGGGUUUGCGUUUAACUCUUCAUCUUUUUUUCUAUAUGAAGUGACCACUUUUUUGUUCAUUUUCUUGGAUUCAUUCUCAGAUUUUGCCUAGGUUUUCCUGUUCCUUUAGCUGAUUAAUGGCUUAGAUCGCACAGUAAAUAUCUGCUAAUGCAAGGGGUGAGGUGAUUUUUUUGGCCCCUCUCCCCCACUUCUCCCUGCAGAUCUUCAGUUCACCCCUUGUGCUGUUCCUUUCCCCUCACGGGUAGUGUUUUAGGGAGCAUUUCAGGCUGCAGCAGGAGCAGGGAGAUGGAGGAAGUCCAGUUCUGCUGAUGCGAAUGCCUUCCGUGAGCAAAGAUUUACCACAGGAUCCAAACUAUCAGCCUUCUGGGUUCCUUUGCAUGACGGAACACUCAGUGCAACCUUCCCCUCUGCUCCUGACCUCCUGUGGUGUUGAGCACAAAGGUUUGCCACCUAGGAUUCUACAUACAAUCAUGCAUCUGAAGAAUCUCUUCCCACCUAUAUGCAUCUUUGAAGACAAAAAUUGCACUAGUGAUGUCAUCAAAUAUCUUUGCAUUACCCAUGAAGCACCUAUGUCAUGUCAUAGGAAAUGGAAGGCUGGGGUAGAGGUGCACAUACCAUGGGAAUGGACCCAUUGGCUCAUUGACAUGUAUGGGGCCUUUUUUCUCAUGAAAUGUAAUUUGCUUUUGAUGGCUUUCAGUUGUACCUCCAGUCAUUGCCUACACAAAACGUCCUCAGCUACUAGUGAACAAGGAGGAGAAAACUUAGCUGUUGUUGUUGUUUUCCAUAUCUGAAAUAAUAAUGGGUCUUUGAGGGAGCCUCCAAAGCAGAAAUAAAAAGAACUAAUAAUAGUACUAUAUGUGUACUUGCCUUGAAUCACUGGUGGGGUGUAAAUAUUUUAAUAAAUAAACUGCUCAGCAGGGCUCUGUGUUUGCAUAAUGGUACUGGAGUUUUUAAAAAGACUCUAGCAAAUGUAUUUAUUGAAGAGGACAAAAAAUUAUCUGUAUAAAUCCCAGCCAAACAGUUGCAAGGAAUAUAUACUUCCUAACCCUAACAGCAUUUGGAUAAUGAAACUGGCCGCCUGGCCUAGCUCUGAAAUCUCCUUCCCUGGAAAGUAGAGAAAAAGUGCCUGUGUUUGCAGAGGUAAGAUGGUUUUAAGUCUAGGAAAUAUUUGUUUUUAUUUACAAUACUUAAAGCCUACUUUUCAAUUUAUUUAAAUCCACCAGGAAGCUUCUAAAAUUUAAAAAAGUGGAUCGUGACCAAUAAAGUUCCAAAUUGUACAGUGGUAGAAUAGCCCCUGUGAGAUUUUUUUGAUCUCAUUCCUAAUGAAGCACGUUGGUUUCUUGGGGUAGUAAACUUCUGGCAGUAGUCCGGCUGUUGCUAAGACGUGCAUAACGACAACAACUGACAAGGUCAUCCUUUUUCAGAAAGACCAACUGAAGUUAGUGAAAAGUACUUCAAACUACAGGCACCAAUUGUGCAUUUGUAAGAAGUGUGGAAUCUAACACACGCAAACCCAAAUUGUGAAUCUGAUCUUGUAAGAGGAUAUCGAUCAAUUAACAUCUCCACAGUCCAUCUGGUCAGCCACUAACAGUCUUGUUUGCUUUAUGUUUCAGUAUGUUAAUAGCACUGAUUAGCCCAAGCUUAUCAGCGCUUGGAAGCUAAGCAAGGUUGGCAAGGGUUAGUGGUUGGAUGGGAGACUACCAAGGAAGAUGAGGGUUGCUAUGCAGAGGAAGGUAAUGGCAAACCACCUCUGUUCAUAUCUUGCCUUGAAAAUCCCAUGAGGAGUGUCCAUGAGUCAGUUGCAACUUGACAGCACUUAAUGAAUGCCCCUUCAUCUUGUUACCAACUCCAGGCACCAAUCCAGAACCUGUAUAGCAUCACCCCAAUUAAAUAGUUCAGUGGCAUGUGUAAAUCACACUGAAGUCCAGUCCUCUAUGCAUCACACAGAGGUUACGUAGGAUUUGAGGGGAAAUAAAGCCUUGCAGCAUUCUGUUUCAUAAAGGAUGUGCUGCAAAGCAGAAGUCCCCAGGUCCUUGUUUUGGAGUCAGCCUCUUAGUAGCAGAACCAAUGAUGUUCCAAUUCCAAGUAAUCAAAAAGGGCGUCCUCGUUAAUGCAACAAAAACCACUGAGAAAGAUGUCCAGGUCAUGUUUCUUCUUACAUCGCAAUACAGCUCAUGCAUCAGGUUGACCAAGGUAGUUUCAGUCCCAAAACCAGGUUGGAAGCAUGACUGAAAUGGAUGUUGACUAUUUACAUCAUGCAGGAACGCGAUGGAAAUAGAUAGCAAUGAUUUGAUCUGGGUCUCCAUUACCUGCUUACCCCCAAAGAGGGUAUUAUGAACCCUUAAUUUAGCCAUAUUGCGGGGAGGCGGUUUAAAUGUCCCUGCAUGCAGGAUGAAAAAGUUUUGCAGGCUGACAUGGUAGUUCACAUGCCCUUGGUCUAGAGUUAAUCUCCAUUCUAGUCAUCAUCUUAACGGCUUCGUUGCUUCCAGUUCUGUGAUAUAUCUGGGAGGCAGUUUGGCUCCAGUCAGUGGGAAAGGGUGUCUAGGAACAAUUUUGUCUAUUGUCCAGGUUGUUCUUAUAUUCCAGAAAUCAACCAAGGUAUCAACUGGAGCCACAGUAAUGUCAGCCCAUGGAAGCCUUCUAGUUUCCCCAGUUUCCAAUGAUGGAUCCUCAGAAUUGAUCCGCCACACAGCAAAGGUUUUAGGAACAGUGUGUAAGCCAAACCAGGUAGUGAUGUGACCAUGACUAGGGUACUUUUGAUACUUCUCUCUGCACCCAGAUCAUCGUCCAUUUGUGUGCCCCAAAGUACCAGACCCAGAGUGUGAUCUGCUAUGUGCGUAAUUACCAUGAUUUUCUGGGUUUUCAUGGUUGUCAUAGCAGCCAUUAUGUCUUGAGAGGUUCCAGUUAAGACAGACUCAGCGUGAUUGAAACACUCACUGUUUCUUAAUAACACCAUGUAGAUUAUUGAUGACUCAGAGUAAACACAUUAAACUGUUUAAAGUUCCAUGUGGAAGAUUG
Messenger RNA from Eublepharis macularius, 4672 nucleotides. It is a transcript of the gene AASDHPPT, whose product is annotated as aminoadipate-semialdehyde dehydrogenase-phosphopantetheinyl transferase. Gene Ontology annotation, molecular function: holo-[acyl-carrier-protein] synthase activity; magnesium ion binding. Lineage: Eukaryota; Metazoa; Chordata; Lepidosauria; Squamata; Eublepharidae. Gene Ontology annotation, cellular component: cytosol. The record is from RefSeq and is a predicted model, not a curated record. The transcript is spliced from 6 exons. Bases 625 to 1554 code for a protein of 309 amino acids.